UUCUGUUGGACACGCCCCCUGGAUGAGAUGUCAGAUGUGACGUCACAGAUGGGGGGAAGUGCAACAGCGGUGCAGUGCUGCAGUAGGACAGCUCUGAUGGGAGAGCCUCCGAUUAGACUUCCGAGUAAAGGGCUCUGUUGGCUGUUAUACAUCAUGGAGACGUCUGCGCCCAAAAGCAAGCUGAAAAAGCUGAGUGAAGACAGUUUGACCAAACAACCAGAGGAAGUGUUUGAUGUUUUAGAGAAACUCGGUGAAGGUUCCUAUGGCAGUGUGUUCAAAGCCAUCCAUAAGGAGUCAGGCCAGGUGGUUGCCAUCAAGCAGGUUCCUGUGGAGUCUGAUCUGCAGGAGAUCAUCAAGGAGAUUUCCAUCAUGCAGCAGUGUGACAGCCCUUACGUAGUGAAGUACUAUGGCAGCUACUUCAAGAACACAGACCUGUGGAUUGUCAUGGAGUACUGUGGAGCCGGCUCUGUGUCUGACAUCAUCAGACUGCGCAACAAGACGUUGACAGAGGAGGAGAUUGCCACUAUCCUGAAGUCGACACUGAAGGGUCUUGAAUACCUUCACUUCAUGAGAAAAAUCCAUCGGGACAUCAAGGCAGGAAACAUCCUCCUCAACACUGAGGGACACGCCAAACUGGCUGACUUUGGAGUUGCUGGACAACUAACGGACACUAUGGCAAAGAGAAACACUGUGAUUGGCACUCCGUUCUGGAUGGCCCCUGAGGUGAUCCAGGAGAUCGGCUACAACUGUGUGGCUGACAUCUGGUCCCUGGGCAUCACGUCCAUAGAGAUGGCAGAGGGCAAACCUCCCUAUGCUGACAUCCAUCCCAUGAGAGCGAUCUUCAUGAUCCCCACCAACCCUCCUCCCACAUUCAGGAAGCCGGAGCUUUGGUCAGACGAAUUCACAGACUUUGUCAAGAAGUGUCUGGUCAAGAAUCCAGAGCAGAGAGCGACUGCCACACAGCUCCUACAGCACUCAUUUAUCAGCCAGGCCAAGCCGGUCUCAAUCCUGAGAGACCUAAUAACUGAGUCCAUGGAGAUGAAAGCCAAGAGGCAGCAGGAGCAGCAGAGAGAGCUGGAGGAGGAGGAUGACAACUCUGAGGAAGAGACAGAGGUGGACUCUCACACGAUGGUGAAGUCGGGUUCAGAGGGUGCAGGAACCAUGCGGGCCACCAGCACCAUGAGUGAUGGGGCACAGACCAUGAUUGAACACGGCAGCACCAUGCUGGAGUCAGACCUGGGCACCAUGGUCAUCAACAGUGAUGAUGAUGAAGAGGAGGAGGAAGACCAGGGAUCCAUGAGGAGACACGCCACCCCCCAGCAGCCAAUACGUCCGUCCUUCAUGGACUAUUUUGACAAGCAGGACUCCAACAAGGCAGCCCAGCAGCAGGAGAACUACAACCACAACCAGCCGCAGGAUCAGCCUGGCUACCACAUCCAGUCCAAAAACGUCUUCCCCGACAACUGGAAGGUUCCUCAGGAUGGAGAUUUUGACUUUCUAAAGAACCUGGACUUUGAGGAGCUGCAGCUGCGCCUCACUGCCUUGGAUCCCAUGAUGGAGCGGGAGAUUGAGGAGCUCAGGCAGCGCUACACCGCCAAAAGGCAGCCCAUCCUGGAUGCCAUGGAUGCCAAGAAAAGACGACAACAGAACUUCUGAGUGCACCUCUCUCUAGUCUCAGUUUCCCAAAGCCACCAUCACCACAAAACUUACGUCCCAUUGACUCAGAGGAACUAAGACGACCUUAUUGUCUCUGUUCGAAGCUCACUGCUGUUCUAACUGACUGCUAAACAGCCUCUAAAUGAAGUUAGAGGCUUCUUUUACAUUCAUUUUGGCUCCUGGACUCUACACUCGUCUGCCUUGUUUCUAUGCUCCAUUUUAAAUCUUAUAUUUCUACGGUUCCUGUAAAGUUGCUUUGCCAUGAAUGAUACUCAGGACUGCAGCCAAAGAGAGAACUAAGGCCUGGUUAUUAUACAUCUGAAAGUCACAAUAUGAAUUUCCCCUUUUUCCAGAUGAAACUACGUUCCGUGUCACACAAAAAAAACCUUGGGGAAUCCCCAUCAAGACAUAACAACGUCCUCUGGCAGAAGCAGCAGUAUGAUCGCAGUGUUCAAUGACGAGUGGUCUUUUUUCCUCAGACUUUUCACUUUUAUUGUAAAUAUAAUAUAGAGCCUAGUUUGGAAAUACCUGCAACAAAAAGCUGUGGAGGCUUGUCCAUGACCAAAGACAAUCAAGAUGAUGUUGAGAAUGCCUUAAAAUAUUUGAAACCUGGUUUUAAAAUGAGCAAUGAAAUAAAACAGGUGGUCGUCGGGUAGUUAAAUCUAGUUCCUCACUUGGAGAUGAGUUGGAAGUGGACUGUGAAAAGCUGCAAGAAUGGACAGAAAUGACAGAAAUCACGUGGGCGGUGAAGAACGGAUCAUGCAUGUGUUAUGGUGGACCGGAAAAAUCUAAACUUAUUUCAUUAGUCUUAAUUAUCAUUUAUUUAAUUAUGUUUUGGGGCUUCUUUUAAAUAUCCAGUGCACUCUAUAUUGUCUCCACACAUCUUGGUGGGUCAUAAUAACACACCACUGCUCUUCAUGUAUUUAAAAUCAGCUUUUACUUGAUAAAAGAUCUACUGUACUCUAAUUAAAAGCAGAGUUGACACAAAUUCAUUCCAUAGUUUCCAUUUCUAUACAAUCGAAAGCAUUCCUAAAUACUGUAUGACUUCUAUUUCAAUGUCCCUGGAGUCUUUAAAAAUCCUGCAGAUUUAUUUACACUUCAAAUUCUAAUACGACUUUCUCAAACAUUUUGUCGAUAUGCAAAGCAGUAAAAAAGACGAUAACAAAUCAGCGCUCGAUGAAGGAAACCAAGCAACCGGCACAACUAGUCAUAUAAUCUGUUUAUUCUGGCCACACAUAAUGUCUGAAUUUCAGACUCAUUUUUAAAAUGGCAUUACGAUCAAAUUUCCCUGCAGCUUAUAUCUGUUGUGUGCUGUUUUUUGUUUUCUACUGUACAGUUUUAUGAUUAUUAAUGAAGAUAUGCUGUGUGUUUUGCGACACACGCUAAUUUUUAAUCGCUAAACACGAUUUACACAAAACUGUUCAGUGCAGUGAUUGAUUGCGUUGUUCCUUAAACAAUUGAAGAAAAAUCUAAACUGUUUUUUUAUGUCAUGCGCUUAUCCUAAAAGAAAUAUAUAAAUAUUGGCUGAUAUCAAUAAUAUAAUGUCAGUUGGGCUGAACAUUUAAUUAUAAACUCUGCUACUCUUACUUCAUGAGGGGAACAAACUGUAUCCAUACUUGCUGCAUAUUAAUCAACCUUUAAAUAAUACGGUAAUCUUCAGAAUAGACCUUUUACGUUACCUAAUGUCUUAUUUGACGGAUCAUGUGGCCAAAAUGAGCAAUUUCUACCUUCUUUCAAUGAAAUCAUUAACAUUAUAUCAUGACUUGUUUUCAUAAUGGAAGUCUGCAGUGCAUUGGCAAUUUACACAAAAGCAUUCACAAUUUAUUUAUUUAAUGCGUUUAAAAAUGUCUUUUUGUUACACUGGUUAAAAUAUAGUAGCUGAUUUGUCAGGUAAUAUUUUCUGCCCAUAUAUGAGGCUUGAUUUCCACGUGUUUUAGACUAUGCAUGUUUAUAAUUAUGUUUGCUAUUUAGAAGAAUGCUUUUGUAUUAACUGCACAGGUAAAAGUACUGUUAAUAUGGAAGCUGGAUUUUCAGCUUUAACAGAAACUAUUUGCUUUGUACAAUUUUAAAAAGACCCAUUUGAAAUAUAACAUUGCGGAGAAUCUGCCAUAAUAUGUAUAAUAAUCUGAAAUCACUUGAUAUAUAUCUUAUAUGAUUUUUUUUUCAUUUAUUUCACUGUUAUUUCCACUAUAUAAAGACUUGAGGGUGUAGAGUGGAAUGUAAACAUUUAUGUUUGAGCCACCUAAUUUAUUAUCUUUUGUUUGUAAUACUUUAUUUUGAAAAAAGUGCAAGAAAUAAUAAAAGUUACUUAUAGUUAACCAUAA
Cottoperca gobio is the source of this 3980-nucleotide messenger RNA. It is a transcript of the gene stk3, whose product is annotated as serine/threonine kinase 3 (STE20 homolog, yeast). Gene Ontology annotation, biological process: signal transduction; protein tetramerization; protein phosphorylation. Gene Ontology annotation, cellular component: cytoplasm. Lineage: Eukaryota; Metazoa; Chordata; Actinopteri; Perciformes; Bovichtidae. The coding region runs from base 28 to 1656 and encodes 542 amino acids. The transcript has 12 exons. The record is from RefSeq and is a predicted model, not a curated record. Gene Ontology annotation, molecular function: ATP binding; protein serine/threonine kinase activity.